CCCUCGCUUCACCCCUUUUUCGCGGUCGAUCGCAGCUCGGCGGCUUCGCCCGAUGGCUCUCAAAACCCUAAACUUCCCAAUCCAUUGGAGGUCAAAACCAUCACUCCCCAACGCCGACCGACCGAUCCUCCGUAUCCCGCCGAGGAGAUCGGCCCGCCCGGCGUCGCCUGUUGUCGCCGCCGCCGCCAACUGGAAUAAUGGUUUUAGGGGCAUUGGUGGCGGUGGCGCGGCGUCGGCCGAGAAGGGUGUGCAGAAAAAUGUUGACCUCGUGACCCUGGGGAAUCUGUGCGUCGACAUCGUUCUUGGCGUCCCGAGCUUGCCUCCUGCCUCGAAGGAGGAUAGGCGGGCUUACAUGGAGCGGCUGGCGGCUUCUCGUCCUCAUAAGAACUUUUGGGAAGCUGGUGGCAACUGCAACUUGGCCAUAGCUGCAGCAAGGCUAGGAUUGUUGUGCUUCACCAUUGGUCAUGUUGGUGAUGAGAUCUAUGGGAACUUUCUUCUUGAUGUGCUUCAUGAUGAGAAUAUUAGUUUUGUAGGAAUGAGUGAAAAUGUUGAUAGCACUGCCAAUAUUGCAGCCUAUGAAACCCUUCUAUGCUGGGUUUUGGUUGAUCCAUUUCAAAAGCAUGGGUUUUGCAGUCGUGCUGAUUUCAGUGAGGAGCCUGCAUUUAGUUGGAUGACUAAGCUGACAGAAGAGGUUAAGAUGGCUAUUCAACAAGCUAAGAUAUUAUUCUGCAAUGGUUAUGCAUUUGAUGAACUUUUACCUGAUUUAAUCGUCUCUGCACUUGAUUAUGCUAUUGGUGCUGGAACAACUGUAUUUUUUGAUCCUGGUCCACGUGGUAGAACUCUUGCACAUGGAACCCCUGACGAGCAAAAGGCACUUGAACUGUUUCUGAAGCAAAGUGAUGUUCUUCUUUUAACUUCUGAUGAGGCUGAGUCAUUAACAGGGAUAAAAAACCCUAUUCAAGCAGGAGAGGCAUUGAUCAGAAGAGGGGAACGAACAAAAUGGGUCAUUAUAAAAAUGGGUUCUAAGGGAUCCAUUCUGAUCAACAGGUCCACUGUAUCAUGUGCACCCGCGUUUAAGGUAAAUGUUGUUGAUUCAGUGGGCUGUGGAGAUAGCUUCACUGCUGCCAUAGCUUUCGGCUUUCUUCAUGGCAUGCCUACGAUCAAUACAUUAGCACUUGCAAACGCUGUAGGUGCUGCAACUGCAACUGGCUGUGGUGCUGGUCGAAACGUUGCUCGAUUGUGUAAAGUUUUAGAACUUCUAAAGCAAUCGAAUCUCAAUGAGGAUGACAAAUUUUGGAGCAAACUAAUUGAAGGGAACAGUUUGACUAGCGAAGUUUUGCUUCUCUCCAAAGUUACUAUAAAUGGAUGCAAUGACCGUCUUGUUCGCAUACCCAUUUCCAAUGUUGUCUUUGAACUUCUACCGAAAUUUGACGCAGCAUGCGAAAGCAGCGUGACACAGUCUUGACUACAAAUUUUGAGCAGUUAAGUCUGUGUAGUGAAGUUGUUGAUAAUAUUUUUACUAAUACGUUGAUUUGACUAAAAUUUAUGCCCUGAUGUCUAAGAGGGCCUAUGAGAGUCUGUUAAUCCGGCUCUCCUCAGAAAACAAAUACCUUUUGUCAAUGAUUUCAAUUACACCCUGUAAGAAUUUUAGUUGCCACUCAUGAAUAAGCAACAGUCAGCACUGCAGUUAAUAUGUGGUUUCAGGUCUGAUUGUUCAACGAGCAAACUACCCUUAUGAA
Musa acuminata AAA Group (dessert banana) is the source of this 1739-nucleotide messenger RNA. RefSeq lists its product as uncharacterized. The record is from RefSeq and is a predicted model, not a curated record. The transcript has 5 exons. NCBI's taxonomy places the organism in Eukaryota, Viridiplantae, Streptophyta, Magnoliopsida, Zingiberales, Musaceae. Bases 53 to 1465 code for a protein of 470 amino acids.